AGCAAAUGUAGAGGGGAAGGUGAAGGCUGACCCCAUCAGCUCAAGACUUAUCAGGUACAAUGUGAGUUGGAUUGCAACACAACCAGCAGAGAGAUUAAAGCAGAGUCAGGCAGCAUUUUAAAACCAGAGGCCAAAGAUACCUAAGUACACGAGAAGGAUGGACUCACUACGCCUGCCACAGCAAAUGGAUCCUAAAAACAAAUGUAAGGAAGACAAUGAUGAGAAAUAUGGAUCUAAAAGCAAAGAAAUCAAAGCGAGUCCUGCGCAUUCCACUGCAGCUCUGAUCAUAGAUGAGCCGGAGGAGACAGAUCCAUGGCACCUGCCAGAACUGAAGGACACGGGGGUCCCGUGGUCAGCUCUGGAUACCAAAGGGAAGGCGCUGAGAGUGUUGGUAUCAGUGGGGAAGCUGAUCCUGCUUUUGGGUUUGCUCUACAUGUUCGUCUGUUCUCUCGAUAUCCUGAGCUCAGCUUUCCAGCUUGUGGGAGGCAAAACAGCAGGUGACAUUUUUCAGGACAACAAAGUUUUGUCUAAUCCUCUGGCUGGUCUGGUCAUCGGUGUUUUGGUCACUCUGCUGGUCCAGAGCUCGUCCACUUCCUCCUCCAUAGUCGUCAGCAUGGUCUCUUCUGGUUUGCUAACAGUCCAGGUGGCUAUUCCUAUCAUCAUGGGCACCAACAUCGGCACCUCUGUCACCAACACACUAGUCGCCAUGACGCAGGCCGGUGAACGGAACACCUUUCGCAGAGCUUUCGCCGGGGCCACGGUGCACGACUUCUUUAACUGGCUCUCAGUGUUGGUGCUUCUGCCUCUGGAGGUCGCCAGUGGUUAUUUGUAUGUGGUCACCAAGCUCAUCACAGAUUCAUUCGAAAUCCAGAGUGGAGAGGCCCCAGAUCUGUUAAAUGUGAUCACUGACGUCCUCACUGAGUCAAUUAUACAGCUGGACGAGUCUGUGAUUAGUGGGAUUGCCACCAACGAUCCAGAAGCUAUGAAUAAGAGUCUCAUAAAGAAAUGGUGCCAAACAUUCACCAACACAACCUUAAUGAAUGUCACAGUUCCUGGUCCAGAAAACUGUACCUCUCCGUCUCUGUGCUGGGUUGAUGGGAACUAUACCUUCACACUGAAGAAUGUUUCUGAAACAUACAACAUAAAGAAAUGUACACACCUCUUUGUGGAUGUGAAUCUGCCCGACAUGGCGGUGGGUCUGAUUCUGCUGGCUCUCUCUCUGCUCGUGCUCUGCUCCUGUCUGGUCCUCAUAGUCAAGCUGCUCAACUCUAUGUUAAAGGGACAGGUGGCUGCUGUCAUCAAGAAAAUCCUCAACACAAAUUUGCCAUUUCCAUUCGGCUGGGUCACAGGCUACAUUGCCAUUUUAGUCGGAGCUGGAAUGACCUUCAUUGUGCAGAGCAGUUCAGUGUUCACUUCUGCCAUUACUCCACUUGUUGGUAUUGGUGUCAUCAGUAUAGAGAGAGCAUACCCACUGUGCCUGGGAUCAAAUAUUGGCACCACCACCACAGCUAUUCUGGCAGCCAUGGCGAGUCCUGGAGACACUCUGGCUAACGCUCUGCAGAUUGCCCUUGUGCACUUCCUGUUCAACAUCUCUGGCAUCGUUCUGUGGUAUCCCAUCCCCUUCACCCGCUUCCCUAUCCGGUUGGCUAAGGGUCUGGGCAACAUCACAGCCAAAUACCGCUGGUUUGCUGUUGUCUACAUCAUCUGCUGUUUCUUCUUUUUACCACUUCUCAUAUUUGGCCUGUCACUGGCUGGCUGGGAGGUACUGGCGGGUGUGAGUAUUCCUCUACUCAUCAUGUUGAUCAUAAUCAUUGCGAUCAACGUGCUGCAAAAGCGGAAACCUGGGUGGCUGCCUGCAGUGCUGCGAUCCUGGGACUUCCUCCCUCUAUGGGCACACUCCUUGGCUCCCUGGGACAAAGCAGUUGGUGUAAUUAUUGCAAAAUGCUGUUGCUGCUGCAAAUGUUGCCAAGUUGCAUCUGAUGCCCAAGAAGACAGAGCACAAGAACUGGUGGAAAAUAGCAAGACAGCACACACAGCGGUAUAUGACAAUCCUGCAAUGAGUACAGAGAAUGAAGUGGAAGAUGAGAUGAAAAUAGAGCUAAAUAUCCUGAAAAUGACCAUGCUUUGA
This is a messenger RNA of Archocentrus centrarchus (flier cichlid), 2128 nucleotides long. It is a transcript of the gene slc34a2a, whose product is annotated as solute carrier family 34 member 2a. Gene Ontology annotation, molecular function: sodium:phosphate symporter activity. The coding region runs from base 158 to 2128 and encodes 656 amino acids. The record is from RefSeq and is a predicted model, not a curated record. Gene Ontology annotation, biological process: intracellular phosphate ion homeostasis; sodium-dependent phosphate transport. Lineage: Eukaryota; Metazoa; Chordata; Actinopteri; Cichliformes; Cichlidae. The transcript is spliced from 14 exons. Gene Ontology annotation, cellular component: apical plasma membrane; brush border; vesicle.